GGGAGAGGAGCGAGAGGUGCGAGAGGCGCGAGAGACCCCGAGAGUUUGGCGGCGACAGACAUCCCCCGAGAGCGACGGCCCGCGGGGCCCCAGAGGCGCUUCCCAGCCCGAUGUAACCCACGCACCCUGCCCGAGCCCCAGCCCUGCACGGCGGGGGUAAUGUGAGCAGAGCCCAGGAAUGCCUUAUGUGGAUCGGCAGAACCGAAUCUGUGGGUUUCUGGACAUCGAGGAGAAUGAGAACAGCGGCAAGUUUCUGCGGAGGUACUUUAUCCUGGACACGCAGGCCAACUGCCUUCUCUGGUACAUGGACAACCCCCAGAACCUGGCAGUUGGGGCAGGAGCCGUCGGAUCUUUGCAGCUGACCUACAUCUCGAAGGUGAGCAUAGCCACCCCAAAGCAGAAACCCAAGACUCCAUUUUGCUUUGUCAUCAACGCCCUCUCGCAGAGGUAUUUUCUUCAAGCCAAUGACCAGAAAGAUCUGAAGGACUGGGUCGAAGCCCUGAACCAAGCCAGCAAAAUCACUGUACCCAAAGUUGGGAACCUGCCCCUGACGACCGAAGUUCUCAAGAGCCUAGCAACUCCUCUGGCCCUAGAAAAGAAGCCACAGGUGGCCUACAAGACAGAGAUCAUCGGAGGCGUGGUGGUACACACGCCCAUCAACCAGAACGGUGGGGAUGGGCAGGAAGGGAGUGAGCCCGGCUCCCACGCCAUCCUUCGAAGGUCUCAGAGUUACAUCCCCACGACAGGCUGCCGUGUCCCCACCGGCCCCCCCCUCAUUAAGAGCGGCUAUUGUGUGAAGCAAGGGAAUGUGCGCAAGAGCUGGAAACGGCGCUUCUUUGCGCUGGACGACUUCACCAUCUGCUACUUCAAGUGUGAGCAGGACCGAGAACCACUGCGUACCAUAUUCCUCAAGGAUGUUCUCAAGACCCACGAGUGUCUGGUCAAGUCUGGUGAUCUGCUGAUGAGAGACAACCUGUUUGAAAUCAUAACCAGCUCCAGGACCUUCUACGUGCAGGCAGACAGUCCAGAAGACAUGCACAGCUGGAUUAAGGAGAUCGGGGCAGCUGUCCAGGCCCUCAAGUGCCACCCCAGAGAAAUGUCCUUUUCUCGAUCCAUUUCUUUGACCCGCUCUGGAAGCUCCAGCCUCUCAGGGGGGCCCAACUCUGUCUUGGGCAGAGGGCGGCUGCCUCUGGAGGAGAGAAGGGCCCUCUGCAAAGCCCCCUCCAUGGCUUCCUCCUGGCAGCCCUGGACACCUGUCCCCCAGGCUGGGGAAAAGCUGCUGCCCACUGAAGAGACUCCUGAGGACUCUUUGUUCAUGCCUCGACUUGGGGAGAGCAGUACUUCUGGGGUGCUGCCCAGCUCCCGGAUAAGGCACAGAUCGGAGCCCCAGCACCCCAAGGAGAAGCCAUUUGUGUUCAACCUCGAUGAUGAAAACAUACGGACCUCUGAUGUGUGAUGAGGCGCAGUGCCCAGGAGGGAGGGGGAGGACUCAGAUGUCCAAGGGGCCGUGACUCAGUUUCUCCACCUGCUGGAGGACAGUCAGAGGCCUUCCUGGCACUCACAUCCCUGUGGAGCUCUCUUGGGGGAGGGGAGCGCCCAGCUGUUUGUUUUUUUUUUUUUUAAAAAGUCAAUGCAGUGUUUUUAAUUCGGGAGAGUCACUAGGUUAGACCUGUAGGCUUGCUCAGUGGAGAGCGGGGUGCCUCUUACUUUGACUCUUCCAUGGUCCACCUGGUGAGCGGAGGUUGGAAGUCCAAUUUCAUCCCUAACCAAGUUUUAGUUCCUUGUCCUUGUCUUAUUAGCUUCUUCCCUUUGUUUUCAGGCCGGGCGCAGAACCUUGAGGCCAGUCAUCUGGUUUUAUCCUAUUCCUGUUCAUUGGCUGAAGUUUGACUGUGAAGUAGGAGGGUGGGAACGAACCCAGCUGAAACUGGGGGAGGCGGUGGGGGACACCCAGGCUCCAGCUUGGCCUGGAUACAUUCUGAGGGGAGGUGUUAAAAUCUGGACGCUGGUCGGGGGGGCCCUGAGUGUCGACCAGGGUAGAUUCCCCCCUCCUCCGGGGGACCUCCAUAGGGGAAGAAAUGGGGACCUCCAUAGGGGAAGAAAUGGGGACCUCCAUAGGGGAAGAAAUGGGGACCUCUUGUAAGGAAUGGGAGAAUGCACUCCCAACCCCAGUGCAUCAGCCAGUUUUGGGAAUUACUCUUUGACCACAAAUACUGUCACUGUGAGAGACAGACCUGCCCACCCUGUUGCUGUGUCAGGCCCUUAGGAUGGGUUUAUCAGUGUUCAGUGCUGAGAACAGAACAGACAUUGCCCUUGAUAUGGCGUUGCUUGGAAUGUGUGGAGGGUUGAUGAGUGUAUGAUAAUUCACUUGUGUGAUACAUCAGAUCUGUAUUUUAGAGUUUGAGAGUUGCUUUAAAGCAGGUGCCGGGAAGAGAUGGAGUUUAGUUCAUCCAGCUAAAAAUUUUUGAUCCGUGUUUUCCAGACAGAAGAAAAGGUCUCUUUUCGCAAAGACAGGUUAUCUUGGGUCCUUGCCUCUCAGCUCUUCUUUCAUGGGCCGAUAGUAGUCUAAUUUUAAGUGCUGUAUAUUGUAUACCUUGGCAGAUUUGCUUUCUUUCUGUUCUUUGUGUUGCCCUUUGGAUGAUGCCUCGUGUCUGUACUUGCAUGAUGAAAUCUUGUCAUCUGACGAGGUUCUAUGUACAUACCAGUGAGGAGAUAACAAAGAUAAUCUUGAGAGAUAUUUAUAUCUUUAAUAAAAUAGAAACUGUGCAGAGAAACAUUGAUUUAGAGCCUAUGCAUUGCUGGUUAGAGAUUUCCCAGGUAGAAGAGCAUAGAUUGUAUUUCCCAUCCCGUAUUUUAGGAUGUACCUUCUUCCAUUUGACAAGAGAUCCUAUUUCCAGGGUCCCUGGGAGAAAUUAUCUGUCCAGCUUAUGUGGGGAACUGCUACCAAGGUUCCCUAAAGGGAGGGAGCUUAACUCAGUUCUAUCUAGAACUCUUUAUCAGCUAGAUCAGUUAAUUUUGUCUUUAAAUUAAGAAUUAACGAGUAGAGGAGGAGACUAUGAUCAGAAAAUCCUUAGUGGCUUGAGGGAAAUCUGUUUGUUUGUUUCGGGCAGUGUAGUUUCCUUGAAGUCUGUGUCAGGUUGAGAACUCUUCUUGACCAUACUGCUUUGGAGAUAACUUUCACUUAAAGUGUUUGCCCUAGUGGUCCUGGUAUAAAAAAGGAAAUCUUCUCUAGAUUUCUCUCUCUCUCUUUUUUUCCCCCUCUUUUCUGCAGCCUCCUGUAUACUUUUGUCCUUAGAAAUCCCUGGUUUAGAGAUUAUUUAUUUAUGAGUGAUCAAGGUGACAACAUACUUCAGGUAGCCUGAUUUCAAGAAGCCAUUACAAAUUCUUAAAGUUCUUUGUCUCAGGUUUCAUCUUCAGAUUUUCCUCAAGAAAAUUCUUUGGCUAGGUGAAAGAAAGUGCACAGAGAUAUGGAACUAACAAAGAGAAAUUGGGAACUUUUGAGAUCUCUGUAAACAUUCCCUAACUCAUGGAAAGAUGUCAUCUCCUGGUGUUUAAGUUGUGAAAAUCUACCCAUUUCUUCCUCUUUUAAAUAAACUCUCUGCUAGAUUACUACUGCUAAAUUAAUUGGCCAUUAUGGUAAGCUGAUCUGUUUCUUACUCAUUAAGGUUUAUUUUGAGAAUGUAUUAAAUUAAACAUACUUAUAAAUCCAGAUUGUAUUAUCAUAAUAGAGGGGAAACAAGGAUUCUAGUUGGCAGAUACUUGGGAAUUCCAAGUUAGAGCGUUGUUAAUGUAGUUCCAACGCCAGAUAAAUAUAAUUAUCUUCAAUGAAGCUUAGAGGCAUUCUCAUUGCCAAAUCUUAUUUCAGAAUUCCUUUUGUGUUCAUAUUUCUUAGCUUCUGGUUAAUUUCACAUCACACCUUUUAAUGUCACUACACAUGUGAGCCAAAGAUGGUGCAUAUACGACCAAAGCAUUUGGUUUCAAAUGUGAAAAAUGGAACCAAAUGGAAAAAACAAGGAGGGGAUGCAAUAUCGAUUAGUAGUUAAGUGCAUAGGCUCUGGAAUAAAUUUGUUUUUUGUUUUGUUUUGUUUUGUUUUAAAAAAAAAGGAACCAAAAAAGGUACUGCAUUUUUUUGUGUGUGUGGAAUAAAAACAUUCUCUGAGUUGUGCUGUUUUCAUAAGACUUUUGACGUGGUCUUGACCCACUGUGUGUAACAAUUUCAGGUGUCUCCCCAUAGGUGAACUAUUAUUGUCCACUGUUCUUGAAAGUUAAGGAAUUGCUUGCUCAGGGUCAGCUGAUGGCUGGUGAACGUAGUUUGGCCUUCUGCAUUCUGUGAGAUGACAGUCGUACUAAGGUGUCCAUCAGGUAAAGCGAUCUCAGGUGAAAAUUGCAGAGUUACACAUCUGUUUUUGAGUAGAAUGCUGAGCUCCCAUGAGAAAGAGUCCAACUUCAUAGUUCACUUGAAGCAGAAGGUGGUUUGUUUUUGUUUGAUUUUUUUCCCCCUGAAUGUAAGUGUGCUCUGAUAUGGGCUAAAAGGAUCCUUAAUAAAUAAGUGGCAGAUUCAGUAGUUGAGCAGUGGGAUUUGAUAUGUUUGUUUUCACUGUUAACCAGAUAAAUAGGCAUAAGGAAGUAGCAGAGUUUUGGAAACUGAGUUUCCCAAAUCAGCUUUGUUUAUAAACUUUGAACAUGUCAGAAAUGGACAGAUUUAUGACAUCUUUUCUACCAAUGUCACUUUUUUCCCUUAGUCCCUUUUUCUCUCUGUUACUGCCUGCAGUAGUGAAUUAGUCACUCAUGCUCGGUAGAGUUUGAAUAAAGCGAAUAUUUGGCCAAAAACCAUACUGUUUGACCCCUUCCCCCGCUGCUCCCCAAGGUGUAGCAUGAUUCUGUGUUUUGAACCAGUUCGUUUCAGCUGUGAAAUGCACUGACUGUAGGCUGAGCUGAGUGCAUGGAAACUCUUAUGCUUCUCAUUUUAAGCGAUCUCCUACUUGGUAUGUAGCAAAAAAUAAUUUUCUAAAACUGUUUUGUCGCUUGUUUUGUAAUAAAA
Molecule: messenger RNA, 5038 nt
Organism: Mesoplodon densirostris (Blainville's beaked whale)
Lineage: Eukaryota; Metazoa; Chordata; Mammalia; Artiodactyla; Ziphiidae
Gene: PLEKHA2
Product: pleckstrin homology domain containing A2
Exons: 12
Coding region: 179-1456 (425 amino acids)
Cellular component (GO): membrane; cytoplasm
Molecular function (GO): PDZ domain binding
Source: RefSeq, a predicted model, not a curated record